AUGCAAAUUCAUAAGGAAGAGAAAAAGCAGUAUGUCUGUUCUGAAUGUGGCAAAGAUUAUACAAGCCAGAAAAGUCUUGAUAGACACACCAAAAUCCACACUGGAAAAAAACUUCAUUGCUGUUCUGAAUGUGGGAAACGAUUCUUAGGUUUACACUCACUUCAGUGCCACAUCAGAACUCAUACUGGAGAGAAACCUUAUUGUUGUCCUGAAUGUGAUAAGCAGUUCUCACAACAAAGCACCCUACAGAGUCACAUCAGGCUUCACACUGGAGAGAAACCUCACAGUUGCUUGGAAUGUGGCAAACAAUUCUCACGUAUUGGUUCUCUUUAUAUACAUAGGAGAAGUCAUACUGGAGAGAAGCCUUACAGUUGUACUGAAUGUGGUAUGCGAUUCUCAUAUAACAGUUCUCUUCACAAACAUAGAAAAAUUCAUUCUGGUAAGAAACACAGCUGUUCUGACUGUGGCAGGCUUUUCUCAGACCGCGGGACUCUUAAAGAUCACAUGAGAAUUCACUCUGGAGAAAAACCCUAUUGCUGUCCAGAAUGUGGCAAACGAUUCCCACGUCAAACCACACUUAGGUGCCACAGAAUGAUCCACACUGGAGAGAAGCCAUACACCUGCUCUGAAUGUGUCCAGGAGAGCGAGGGGAGCAUCAUGAUGCAUAGCCUUGAGUCUUUACAAUGGUCGAUAAGGCUGAAUGGUGAUAAAAGCCAUGGAGAUAUCCAAGAACAUGAUCAUGACUGUGGUGCCGGCUUUGUCCAAGUUUGUGGACAAGGUGGGCCAACCCUGGACGGGGUGCCAGUCCACUGCAGAGCCACACAUGUGCACCCAUGUCAAGUGUGCGCCAACUGA
This is a messenger RNA of Erpetoichthys calabaricus (reedfish), 855 nucleotides long. Its product is annotated as gastrula zinc finger protein XlCGF7.1-like. Bases 1 to 855 code for a protein of 284 amino acids. Gene Ontology annotation, biological process: regulation of transcription by RNA polymerase II. The transcript is spliced from 3 exons. The record is from RefSeq and is a predicted model, not a curated record. NCBI's taxonomy places the organism in Eukaryota, Metazoa, Chordata, Cladistia, Polypteriformes, Polypteridae. Gene Ontology annotation, molecular function: RNA polymerase II transcription regulatory region sequence-specific DNA binding; DNA-binding transcription factor activity, RNA polymerase II-specific. Gene Ontology annotation, cellular component: nucleus.